AUGAACAGUUUUAAUGAGGCAAUGUAUGCAGGUGUUCCCCUUCUUUGUAUUCCAAAAUUUGCUGAUAUGUUUCACCUUUCUUCUAUAGCUGAAUAUUUGGGUAUCGGUAAAUUUGUAUGGGCGUCUAGGAAAGUGAAAAGGUGGGCGUGGUGGUGGCGGCGGUGGUGGUCAAAAAAAGGGAAACUGGUCAAGAAAGCGAUUAAAAAUCCAAAUUUUAUAAAUGAUUUUUCUGAGGCUUUGGAAGAAAUGAUAAGCGGAGAGUAAGACAUAAAUUUAUAAAAAACAUUUAAUUUUAUAAAAAAUUUUCCUCAGUUAUUACUUUUUCAAGGCAAUAUCCUUUUGUUUACAUUUGGAUAGCCAACCGAUACUCAAAAAUUGAAAUUACAUAUACAGGGUGCGGCAUAAGUAACCGGACACUUUCUUUCUCUCAUAACUUUAUUAAAACACAAUCAAAUAAAAUCAAAAUACAAUCAAAUGAUAGAGAAUUAAAUAAG
Messenger RNA from Meloidogyne enterolobii, 494 nucleotides. The record is from the annotation of a GenBank genome assembly. NCBI's taxonomy places the organism in Eukaryota, Metazoa, Nematoda, Chromadorea, Rhabditida, Meloidogynidae.